Messenger RNA from Salvelinus fontinalis (brook trout), 10613 nucleotides. RefSeq names its product voltage-dependent T-type calcium channel subunit alpha-1I-like. Lineage: Eukaryota; Metazoa; Chordata; Actinopteri; Salmoniformes; Salmonidae. The record is from RefSeq and is a predicted model, not a curated record. Gene Ontology annotation, molecular function: voltage-gated sodium channel activity; low voltage-gated calcium channel activity. The transcript is spliced from 33 exons. The coding region runs from base 327 to 6251 and encodes 1974 amino acids. Gene Ontology annotation, biological process: positive regulation of calcium ion-dependent exocytosis; neuronal action potential; calcium ion import. Gene Ontology annotation, cellular component: plasma membrane; voltage-gated sodium channel complex; voltage-gated calcium channel complex.
GUUAUGAUCAACCUCUGUUUGUUCACCACCUAUUUCAGAGAGUAAAGCAGUCCUCGCCUACUCUAACUCUGUGUUUCAUUAUGGUUGUCCCGAACUCUGUGUUUAUAUUUGCUCUCCCAACAUAUUGGUUAUUUCUUCACUAUCAACCUCUUUCUGUGGUCACUUACUCCUGCUCUAACUCUGUGUAUGUUCAUGUCUGUUCAUGAAGGAGUCCCUAACUCUGUGUUUAUAUUUGCUCGCCCAACAUAUUGGUUAUUUCUUCACGGUCAACCUCUGUCUGUGGUCACUUACUCCUGCUCUAACUCUGUGUAUGUUCAUGUCUGUUCAUGAAGGAGUCCCUAACUCUGUGUAUAUUCCUGUUUGCCCAACAGAUUGGUUCUUUCUUCAUGAUCAAUCUCUGCCUAGUGGUGAUCGCCACCCAGUUCAGUGAGACGAAGCAGCGGGAGCACCAGCUGAUGCAGGAGCAGAGAGCCCAGGCCCACUCUUCCUCUACUCUAGCCAGCAUGACUGAGCCCUCGGCAGGCUGCUAUGAGUCCGUCUUCCAGCUGGUCUGCCACGUCCUCCGCAAGGCCCGCAGGAGGUCCAUGGCGCUCUGUAAUCGACUGUUGGGGAGGCCCAAGGAGGUGAAAGGAGCAGGGAGAAGCCGAGAAGGAGGAGAGAAGACGAACGUGAAUGGAGGAGGAGGAGGUGGAGAGAGGAGAGGGCAGCACAGACAGGCGGUCCACUGUCCCCACCACACCAAGCCCGACCACGCCUCCCCAGGAGACUCCAUCGCCCUCACCGUUUCCCCCGCCACCGACGGCUGCCCUCAUUGCACCGUCGCCCUGUCAAUCAGCGACGGGGCGGGACCUGCCGACAGCCUGGCCAAUUUGGAUUUGGAGGAAGGAGCUUUGGAGGAGACGGACGGGGAGGGCAGCAAAUGCGAUGCCGGGAAGGAGGAAGUGAAAGACGCGGCUCCCGCUAAGGUUUCUGGGGGAUGUAGGCGAGGGUGCGGGGAGCUGUGGGAGGAGACAAGGUUGAUGUUGUUGGGGAUCGUGGAGAGCAAGUACUUCAAUAGAGGAAUUAUGAUCGCUAUCCUCAUCAAUACCAUCAGUAUGGGCAUAGAACACCACAACCAGCCUGAGGAACUAACCAACGUGUUGGAGAUCUGUAACAUAGUAUUCACUAGUAUGUUUGCCAUGGAGAUGAUUCUGAAGAUAACAGCGUCCGGAUGUUUCAGCUAUCUGAGAAACCCCUACAAUGUGUUCGACGGUGUCAUCGUCAUUAUCAGUGUGUGCGAGAUCAUCGGCCAGUCUGACGGAGGUCUGUCCAUAUUGAGGACCUUCAGACUCCUUCGUGUCCUAAAGCUAGUCAGGUUCAUGCCCGCGCUGCGCAGACAGCUAGUGGUCCUGAUGAAGACUAUGGAUAAUGUGGCUACCUUCUGUAUGCUGUUGAUGCUGUUCAUCUUUAUAUUCAGUAUCUUGGGGAUGCAUAUCUUUGGCUGUAAGUUCAGCCUGAAGACAGAGGCAGGAGACACUGUUCCAGACAGGAAGAACUUUGACUCUCUACUCUGGGCCAUCGUCACUGUGUUUCAGAUCCUAACUCAGGAAGACUGGAACACGGUGCUGUAUAAUGGAAUGGCUGCCACCUCUCCUCUAGCUGCUCUGUACUUCGUAGCUCUCAUGACGUUUGGGAACUACGUUCUCUUCAACCUGCUGGUGGCCAUCUUGGUAGAGGGAUUUCAGGCUGAGGGAGAUGCUAAUCGCUCCUAUUCAGAGGAUGACAGUUCCCCCUCUAACUUUGACGAGAGUGAGAAGCUUAAUGACUCUCUCAAACUGUCUGAUCCUAAGAUCUGCACUUUGACCCCUAACGGGCACCUGGAGUUGACCACGUUGACCCCGGUGAUGACCCCCAGGGGGUCGUACCCCACUGACAGGCUGACCUAUGCCCUGGGGUCACGGAAGAGCAGCGUUAUGAGUCUGGGCAAGGCCAACCUGGAGCAUAGGAGAUCAUUCUCUCUGCACCACGGCCGCAGUUCCCUGCACCACCAUUGGGGUCGCCCUCCCCCUCCUCAGAGUGCAUGGAACCGCAGCUGGAACAGCCUGGGUUGUCCCUCCCGCGGGCGAGGGGGGAUGGGAGCGGGUGUGGUGGGAGGAAGCCUCCGUGUCCGAAGCCCCCACUCCCACAUCCACUCCCUUUACCACUCGGCUGAGCACGAGUUCCUCCUCUCCCCCGCUUUCCACCUCCCCCCUCGCCACGCUCCCCCCCUCCCCCUCCUCUCCCGACGCAAUGCCAUCCGGCACCGGGACCGCCGCGCUCUCUCCCUGGAGCUCCCAAACAUGCUCCAGGUCCCCGGGGGACCUCCGCCUCGCCCCAACCCCAGGAUGAGGAGUGUUUCUGGGGGAGGGAGCAGCGGCAGUGGGGGUAUGGUAGUGGAGCACCAUGAUUGUAAUGGGAAGGCGGGUCCCCAGACUGCCCAACUCCUAGCGGAGGUCUUCCCUCAGCUGAACCUCGCCAAGGACAGAUCGGACCUGGAUGAGGAGACAGACUAUAGUCUGUGUUUCCGUAUCCAGAAGAUGAUGGAGGUGUACAGGCCUGACUGGUGUGAGAAAAGAGAGGACUGGUCUGUCUACCUCUUCUCACCACAGAACAAGUUCAGACUGCUAUGUCAGUCCAUUAUAGCCCACAAGCUCUUUGACUACGUGGUUUUAUCCUUCAUCUUUCUCAACUGUAUCACUGUAGCGCUGGAGAGACCCAAGAUACUGCAGAGCAGCUUGGAAAGACUAUUCCUCACCGUCUCCAACUAUGUCUUCACAGCCAUAUUUGUAGCUGAGAUGACCGUCAAGGUGGUCUCUAAGGGUCUGUACCUGGGUGAGAAGGCCUAUCUGAAAAGCAGCUGGAACGUUCUGGAUGGUUUCCUGGUCUUCGUGUCGUUGAUUGACAUUGUUGUGUCCAUGGCAGGCGGGGCUAAGAUCCUGGGGGUGCUGAGAGUGCUCAGGCUGCUCAGGACACUACGCCCUCUCAGGGUGAUCAGUAGAGCUCCAGGACUGAAGCUAGUGGUAGAGACUCUCAUCACGUCUCUGAAGCCUAUAGGAAACAUCGUCCUCAUCUGCUGCGCUUUCUUUAUCAUCUUCGGCAUCCUCGGUGUGCAGCUGUUCAAGGGGAAGUUUUACUACUGCCUGGGUUUAGAGGUGAAGAACAUCACCAACAAGUCUGACUGUCUCCAGGCUAACUACAGAUGGGUUCACCACAAAUACAACUUUGAUAACCUGGGACAGGCUCUGAUGUCUCUGUUUGUGCUGGCAUCUAAAGACGGCUGGGUCAACAUCAUGUACCAUGGUCUGGAUGCUGUGGGUAUAGACCAACAGCCGUCUAUUAACAACAAUCCAUGGAUGCUCCUGUACUUCAUCUCCUUCCUCCUCAUCGUCAGUUUCUUCGUUCUCAACAUGUUCGUGGGCGUGGUGGUGGAGAACUUCCACAAGUGCAGACAGAACCAGGAAGUGGAGGAGGCCAAAAGGAGGGAGGAGAAACGACAGAGACGCAUGGAGAAGAAGAGGAGGAAGGCCCAGAAGCUACCCUACUAUACCAACUAUAGCGAUGGUCGUCUGAUGAUCCACACUCUGUGUACCAGCCACUACCUGGACCUCUUUCUCACCUUCAUCAUCUGUAUCAACGUCAUUACUAUGUCCCUGGAGCACUACAGCCAACCACAGUCAUUGGAGACUAGUCUGAAGUAUUGUAACUAUUUCUUCACCACUACCUUCGUGGUGGAAUCUGUCCUCAAGCUCAUCGGCUUCGGGUUCCGACGCUUCUUCAAGGACAGGUGGAACCAGCUGGACCUGUCCAUAGUGUUGUUGUCAGUGAUGGGCAUCAUUCUGGAGGAGAUUGACUACAAUGCUUCUCUACCCAUCAACCCUACCAUCAUCAGAAUCAUGAGGGUGCUGCGGAUAGCACGAGUUCUCAAGCUAUUGAAGAUGGCUACAGGAAUGAGAGCUCUUCUGGACACAGUGGUUCAGGCUCUACCUCAGGUGGGGAACCUGGGCCUGCUGUUUAUGUUGCUGUUCUUCAUCUACGCUGCUCUGGGGGUGGAACUGUUUGGAGAGCUGGUGUGUAAUGCUGACUACCCGUGUGAGGGCAUGAGUCGGCACGCCACCUUCGAGAACUUCGGCAUGGCCUUUCUCACCCUCUUCCAGGUCUCCACCGGAGACAACUGGAACGGCAUCAUGAAGGACACCCUGCGUGAGUGCCCUCCAGGACCAAGUGACUACCCGUGCCACGCUGGACUCCAGUUCAUCUCUCCCAUGUACUUUGUCUCCUUCGUCCUCACCGCCCAGUUUGUCCUCAUCAACGUGGUGGUGGCCGUGCUCAUGAAGCACCUGGACGACUCAAACAAAGAGGCCCAGGAGGAUGCUGAGAUGGAUGCAGAGAUCGAGCUGGAGCUAGCCCAGGGACAACUCCAACUACCCACCUGCUGCAUGGGGGGGCUGGGCACUGGGCUGCUCGUGGCUGGGGCCUCUGGAGCCUCUGGAGCUUCUGGGGCCUCUGGAGCGCCUGGAUGUAGGGGUGGAGGUGGAGGGUUGGAAGGAGGGACCAGGCCAGGUCAGGGGGUAGGGCUGAUGACAGGGGCCGUAGUGGAUCACAGUGGAGUGACCCCUCCCCAUAGAGGAGGAGAAAGACAUGAGGGACACAGACGGCAUCACAGACGGAAGCAGUACUCACCUGCAAAGGUUUGUGCACAGGAGAGUCAGUGGUUGGACAGUGUGUCUCUGCUGAUAAAGGACUCAUUUGAAGGAGAGAUGCUGAUGAUUGACAACCUCUCUGGAUCUGUCUUCCAUCACUACUCCUCUACCUCUUCUCCUGUCUGGAAGGACUACAAGGGAAAUCUGCAAGAGAUCCGAUUGGCUGAGGUGGAGCAGGCGUCUCUGAUGUCAGAGCAGCUGUCUGACAAGUCGUCAUCACUGGCCCUUCCUGAUGAUCUUAGUCUGGACGACCACAGUGACUACCAGCUACUGGUCAGGGACGGCAAGGAGGAGAGAGGGAGCAGUGACUCCCACAGUUCUGAGGAAUUGAGGGAGAUUCAGGCUGGGUGUGGAGGGCGUUGGGGGCACGGAGGUUCUCGACCCCACAGCAGAGGCCCUGAAGACGGGGUAGGAUUCCUGCUCGAGGUGGGCGUCCAGCCCCAGUUCCAGAGCCAGUCUCUCCAGUUCCUCCACCACAACAGAGAUGGUGAUGGCCAUCACAGUGACCAGCUUGGCAGUGUCGGAUGUAGAGGUUCCUCCUCUCCUCUCUUUCAUCUCCCUGUGGAGUUAUUUCACCCGGCCACAGCCACAGCGGUCCCCCCACCCAUCCACAGGACGGUGGUAGACCCAGGGGGGAGAGAGGCAUCCAGGCUGCCUUCCCCAGCCUCCUGGGCCACUCUGCGCUCCCCAGGGGGCAACAGCAGGAUCCUAGCCUCCCCAGGGGCCAACAGCAGGGUCCUAUACUCUCCAGGGGCCAACAGCAGGGUCCUAGCCUACCCAGGGGCCAACAGCAGGGUCCUAGACUCCCCAGGGGCCAACAGCAAGGUCCUAGACUCCUCAGGGGCCAACAGCAGGGUCCUAGACUCCCAGCACCCGUCCCACAGUGACUCGUCCCUGGCCACAGGCAGCUCCGAGGGCAGCCUCCAGACCACCCUGGAGGAAGGUCUCAGCUUUAGCGUCUCCCCCCCUCGAGGAGAACUGGGACUCUCCCUGGCCCUGCCUCUCCUCUGCCCUCUCCCUCUCCCUCACCUCGACGAACCCCGACAAACCCCCAGAUUGCUGGGUCACCCCUCAAUGAGAGGCCGCAGUACCGCAUUCAACCUCCAAGCCACUAGAGGGCACCAGAGGAGCCAGAGCAGCUGUGGCAGCAGCACCAGUCCCGGCUGCCCAAGGCAAGACUCUAUGGACCCUUCAGAUGACGAUUGUGGGAUAGGAAUAGGAGGCGAAGGAUCCAGUCAGGCUUUUAACAGCGAACAUUUAUCAGAGACACUUAGUAGUUUGUCUCUGACGUCACUGCUGGCACCUAGCUCCCUGGCACCCCCGCUGGUGAAAAAGUGUAAUAGCACUGGGAGUUUGGACCAGGCAAAUCUUUCUGUCAGGAAUAAAGAUGGACAACAGUACUAUGAGAUAGAUACUCAUGGGUACCUCACCAACCCUUGGACUGAGAAGAGCGGUGGACAGGAAGGGGAGACGGGGUUUGGAGUUAAAAGUACAAGUCAGAUGAUGGAUGCCGGCUCGAGGAAAAACAGAUGAAACUUUAUCUAUCGGUUGGAACAUUUUCUUCUUCUCGAGGUGUUUGAUUGAUAUCUGUUCAGUGAACUCAUCUCCUCCCUCUUUCUCUCUCUCUUUUUCCUCAGUGAGGUGUCCAUGUUCUCUUCUUUCCAUGACGAUUGGGUGAAAAUUGAGCUGAGGGAUUGGUAUACAUUUUGUGGAGGAUUACAAUGACUUCUGGGUAAUGGAGUUUAAUCAAGGCAUCUCAUAUUCUGAGACAUGGGGGAUAUUCUUUGAGAGGACUACAGCAAUGACAGGACCCUUGAAAAACAUGCUAAUGCUGGGCUUGCAUGGAGCAUAGUCACCCUCAUCCAUACACCCAAAGAAAAGCAAAAAAAAAGUACCAAAAUGUGAAUUUCGUGUGAGCAUUGUGGGAAAAAAUGAUGAAACUCCAAACAUUGCUGAAACUCCAAAAGAAAACUAUUGGGUUCUCCUUGACUAUCAGGGCUAGCUUAGCUUAGCGGCUAAUGCUAACGCUCCUGUGACUGACAACGGGGCUAGCAUAGCCCAGUGGCUAAUUGUAGUCUAAUGCUUUUGUCCUCUUGAAAAAAGACAAUGCUUACUAUUAAGAUAAGCAGAUUGUAGAGUCCUUUCGAUGAGACUUUGUACAGAGUUGUUGUUUUUUAUUCACAUCUAUAAGGUAGCAUUGAUUACCAACUUUUUCUUUUAGCUAACUAACAUUUGAUAGUUGAAAGAAUAUCAAGGUUGCAUAUUUGAUGGGUUUUCUAAUUCUAAAACAUAUUGGAUCUGUAUGAAUGCAGAUGUGUCCCUCUGUGUGUGUUAGGGUGAGACAUAAAGGCUCAUCUAGAAAUACCAGAAAUAGCAAAAGGGCCCCUUUUGAAUGGAAAUAAAAAUCAAUAUGUGAGAGCUAUAGUGAAGAGACGUGGGGAGUGAAUGAGAACAUAUGCCGUACCAUAGAGGAAUAGGCCAUGUUCUCAUGAAUCACCCAUGAACCAAGGGCUUCAGAGAAAGCGAUGCUCCCCUGUCCCUACUGGAUAGAUGCACAAUAUUCAAUGAGAGAUCGAGAUCGGACGCCAUCUUGGUUGGUGAAACACAAAGUAAAACGAAGUCCCGGUCAGUUUCACAAAAUGGAGUUCUUGUCUCUUGUCCCCUCCUUGUUGACAUUUGUGCAGCGUUGUGUAUCGACGUUUUGAAGGAAAAUUGUAUACCUCAGGUGGAUGACAGAAAACACUGAAGUGGAUCUAUAAAAUAUUUUUUUCAACGCUCACACUCAGAUGGUCACAUAAAUACACAAGCGCACACACACACCACAACCACAAAGAUGUCAAAGGUUUUUCUUGAAGACAGGAAGAGAUCAGAGAGGAACAAAUCUCUCACUCGAUCGCUCUUCGUCCAACUUAUCCUGCUUUCAUUCUUUCUCAUUAUCCGUUUGAAUUAAAGGGGCACUCCACUAUUUUCUAACCUCAUAUACAAUAUCGCCAUGUGGACACUGGCAUGAUGCAGGAAGGAUAUUAGGAAUAUCAGGUUAAAUAAGUAGCGAAGUGCCACUUUAAAAUACCCACGUUGGAAAAGCCAGUUUAUUCAAAAUAUUAUUCCCCCGUGUAUUAGAUAUGCAAUAUUUGAAGCAUACAGAUAUAUAUGACACAGGUAUAGGUUGAUGUUAGGCAAGAGGGUUCUAAUAUAUCGCUAUUAUGUAUUACAGUAAAAUCUCAAUAGGCUCCAAUGAGAUUCAAAGGUCAUUCAAUUCUGAUGUGUUAGAAUGUCUGUGUAUUCCAAGAUGGUAGGAUGAGAGGAUGUCUUUUGUUCUUGUCUUUUCCACCGCCCCCUAAGUUGCACGUUGUUAUUAUUUUGUGAAUUGUCAUUUUAGAGUCAUAAAAGUGGAUUCGCUUCUCAACCUCUGCGGAUUCUUGAUUCUUUAACAUGGCGACUUGUCCGAUUUACAGGAUUCAUUCAUUUGAACGUCGGACCCUUUUCAUCUUCAGAUGUUAACCGUUGAACCUUUUCUUGAGGCCCCCAAAGUCUCAUUCUCUCCCAAGUGUUCGUUGAUUACGUUACUGAUUCGUCGUAGUAGCAGCUGUGUGGGAACCCUAGCAGUUGAUAGCUCCGUUUCAAUGCAUAAUUCCUAGUGAUGACUUAAUGAAAGGUAGACUCUUGCACAGGGGAUGUUGUAUGUUUUGAUUGUGAGGACGAAGUUCAGGUUUGUUAGUGCUGCCUACAUGUGUAUGUCAUUUUGAGAGUAGCUUUGUGAGGAUAGAAAAUCACAAUUGGAAAAGAACACAAGCCCAACCUGUGUAUUAAUGCAUAUUCAUCAGUGUCAAUGUUGAACUCUACAUCUGGUGUUCUUCUUCUCUCUCGCUCAACAUAAUGGGCUCCGAACUACUCCAACUAUUCAAAUAGCCUCCUUCAUUUACCUCAACAAACAGACAGGCCAAGACAGAGAAAUAAGCUAAAAGAUAAACCAAAUAGAAACUUCCGUGUCUCUUAGGACCCUGCUGUGUGUUUGUGUGUGUGUGUGUGUGUGUGCGUGCGUGUGUGUGUGCGUGUGUGCGUGUGUGUGUGUGUGUGUGUGUGUGUGUGUGUGUGUGUGUGUGUGUGUGUGUGUGUGUGUGUGUGUGUGUGUGUGUGUGUGUGUGUGUGUGUGUGUGUGUGUGUGUGUGUGUGUGUGUGUGUGUGGAAACAAGGGUAAUAUCUUUGACAAAUAUUUGAAAUGAGAAACCGUGGGUUUGGCACUUGUAGUUGGCUUCAGAUUUAAUCACUUGGUCCACACAAAUAUAAAUGUCAUAUCGGUUACUUUAAAAAACAUCAGAUUUUUCUUUGCCGGCUUUUUAAAGCCCCUUAUCAUUCCAUGAUGCUUAACACCAUGUUAAGACUACAUAUGUUCAAACAUAUUUUGUUCACAGACAUUUCAAAAGAUUUGAGGCCAGAAGAGAUGUUGUUUACUACAAAAGGCUGCUAUUCAACCAACCGGGUGUUUAGUAAGCCUUUGAUACAGAGUCUGAAAUGAACACAUCCCUUAUCUCUUCACGUCAGAUUAGAUGCUGUUUACUCUCACAGAGAAAUAUCAGAUGGCAGUUUAUCCUCUCUUUUAGUUUUCCCCCUCUCUUUUCUUUGUUUUUCAUGUCCUGCUGUCUUCAGAGCCGUGUCUCACUGUUUAGUGUCUUAAAUGAUGAACCGUAGCAUCACAGUCUUCCUCACACAGCUUCUAACACUAGAGUGUGUUGGACAUCUAUAAGUAUCAAAGAGAAGCGUCUGACUCUUAGCAGCAGGUGUGUUAGUCUGCUUGAAUGAGUGUGUGUGUUUGUGAAUGCUUGUCCCUCUGCCCGAAAUAUGACCUACUACACCAUUGUAGGAAACGGCUGCAAUUGAAGAAAAGAAUGGAUGUAUGAAAGUCAUUGAUACUAGUCACAAUCUUUCCUGUGGGUUUCUUGGUAUUCAGUAGCAACAUGCACAUGAUCAGCUAGCCUAGCUUAGCCUAGCCUUCAUUCAAAAACUAUUAAGUGAUAACAACACUAGCUUUCUGUGACUGGGCCUCGUCCUUUAAGUUUGAAAGGGUUUUUAACAUCAAUCUAUGGUUGCGUUGCAAAUGGCCCUCUAUUCCCUAUAAUACCCUGAGGUUAAAGGUAGUGCACUAUAUUGGGAAAAGGUGGCCAUUUGGGACAAGUCUGUAACACUUGUACACCUGGGGCUUACCUCCCUUGGAGAGAACCAGACUGAUCAAAAAGCACACGCACGCACACACUCAUACACACACACACGCACGCACAUGGACACACACAUACACACACAUACAGACCCACACACACACAGCUUGAUACGCUGGUACACCUGCGGCUCCCUCCUCCCCCCUGGAGAGAACCUGUCUGAUCAAAAGACUGCUUACGUGAACAGGCAUUUAACCACUAACACUAACACACAGCUGUCCACAGCAAUCUACAAGCCCUUGAUGUACUGUACUCACAUUCUAUUGAAUUAGAUGAAGACAGAGAGACAGAGAGAGAAGCACAAAGGUUACUAGGUGUGUUUGAUCAGACUAACACAAGAGAAGGAAGAAUAGGAAUGAAUAGGGAUGAAUGAGAGUGAAAGGAUGGUGAUGGUGAUAGGUGUGUAGUGUGUAUACAUACACACACACACACACACACACACACACACACACACACACACACACACACACACACACACACACACACACACACACACACACACACACACACACAGACACACACACACACAGACACACACAUAGACAUAGACAGACACACAUAGACAGACAGACACACACACCUUCGCUGGCAUGGCCCCAGCCUUAGCUUGUUAGAUGUUGGCCAGCUGUGGAGAGGGUUGAUGUUGAAUCGUGUUCUGGGUGCGUAUGGACAUCUGGGAUAC